CAAGUUCCAAUGUUUCACGACCGACCGCCCACGUCAUCGCAUACCACGAUCUUGCCAUUCUCGCAAUUGACCGCACGCAAUAUGGAGUGGCACCAGCAGUGAUAUGGUACGCAAAGAACGACCUGAGAGAAGGCCCGAAUACAGCGCCGAAGAGCAAAGGCGCACCCUUUGCGGAAAGAGAUGGCCGCAGAGACACAACGUACACAAUUGCCGCCGACUACCUCCAACCCUUCGACGAAUGCUAGUAGCGGAAGCGGCGGCGGAAGUAAGGCGCCGACCAAGCAGCUUAAGCGAGCAUGUGAUUGUUGCAGAAAGAGAAAGGUUCGAUGUGAUGGGCAGGAUCCGUGUACACCAUGCAGAAAAGCCAGCAUACGAUGCGCGUACCUGCAACCGCCGAAGAAGAAGGGCCCGAAAGUCCAACAAGUCCACAUAGUCCCAGUGCACCGUUUGGUAAUUGGGAAUGGGGUCAGAAUGGCUCAGUACCACCGGGUGCUUCAUACUCCGGCCAGAUGAAUGCGCAGACGUCGGAUCCCGCGUACGGACAACAAACGAGCGUAGCACCCGAUCAGCAGCCUUACUAUCAACCUAUGCCGCCACCUCAGCACCAAUAUCCUCUUCCACCAUACCGACCACAACCGUCGCAUGCACCGCAACGUAGUUGGACUCAAUCGACCCAAGCUGAGUCAGUCCCGGGGAGCGAUGAUGUUCCACGAGUCAUGUCGCCAUCAUCUACAGAGUAUGGCCACCGGAUGCUGUCUCCCGAGACAUUUCUACCCUACGUGCAGCUGUUCUUCAACCACAUGUUUGCCAUCAUGCCAGUCAUCGAUCGUACCCAAUUCAUGGACCCGAGCCUUUACACUAGUCAACGCGCCAUGAGUCCGGAACUGUAUGCCUUUCUGUGUGCACUAUGCGCCGCGACCCUUGUGCAACUCGAUGACUCUAUUCCCACGCCGCCACGACUUCAUCCCGCAAGACCGACCGAUUCGGUAUUCGUUGAGGAAUGCUUGCGGGAGCGAAAGACUUAUGACUAUGUUGGGCAUGUUACGACAACGAAUCUCAUGACUUCCUUUUUCCUCUUUGCAUACUACGGAAAUCACGAGCAUCACGACCGCGCUUGGUUCUAUUUGCAGGAGAGCAUCACGAUCAGCGAGAACUUGAACAUGGAUGACGAGGAGUCUUAUGAGAAGCUCGAUCCCACAGAAGCGCAGUGGCGAAGACGAUUAUAUUGGCUGCUAUUCAUCACAGAGCGAGCAUAUGCUGUCCAACGGCGAAAGCAUACGCGAUUGCAUGCUAUGACCGUUGCAUUGCCUGCUGUUUUCGAAAGCGAAGAUCCGCAGCUGCUGACAGGUUUCGUCAAUCUCGCAAACCUGUUCAGUGCAGUGGACGACUCUUUCGUGAGCGCAUGGCGUGGCUCUAGACGAGCUAGCUUGUGCGAUGAAGCGUGGUUGGUGAAGACGCAGAAGCAGCUUGAUGCCACAGCCAAUGCGGCUGGGCUUGGAGAAUUGACAGAAACGCAACGCCUCGACAUUAGCGUAACGAGAGAAUGGCUGCACGUCUUAGCUUGGCAGAUGGGAGUGAGCAACGGCUUGAUCUGGGGCCAAGGAGAAGGAGGGAUGAGGCUAGAUUACCCAGUCGAGCUGGCCCGGAAGGUAGUUGAAAUCACAUCCGGCGCAAGUGCUUUGGCACUUGAUAGCCACGGAAUUGGAAUGGAACAGAAGCUUUCCGACAUUGCUGGAUGUCUUGCCGAUGUUCUGAAAUGUACUGCUGGCGAUGCAUCCUCGACAUUCCUGGAAGGCAAGCAGUACCUCAAUAUCCUGCUCCAACGUCUUUCCAGCAUGCGUGGGAAAGAGUCGCGUUACCUGCGUCCUCUGAUGGCCAAGAUGGAUGGCUUGAUGGGCUUCGAAUUAAGCAAUGCGACACUUCCACCACCACAGGAAAUUCAACAGGCCUUGGACGCGAAGCAACACGCCUUUUCUCAGAGCUUACAAGCCCCAACAGCACAAGGCGAAUUUGCAACGUCAUCCGGUCAGUGGUCGAUGAGAGACUCCGUGUCGAUGCUUCGGACUUUGUCCAUGUGCGGCAACCUGGGCAUGCCAAGUCUUUCAGUACCCACUGAUGAUUGGGGUCAAAGGCGCCCCAGCGGACGAGUGAUACCUGUUGAAGAAGAAGAACUCGAUCUGCUUCAGCCUUGGCUACAGCAGACCGCCGUCCAGAGCAUGUAGGCGGGCGUGACGAAGAACAUGAGAUGACGAAGUGACUGGAUGAGAUACGGCUGCAUUCGAGGGAGCGCAUAGUUGUUUCUGGGCAAGGCGAUGGCUUCAGUGAGCGUUACGUACAGACCAUAUCAUACCCAUCAAUCCUUUUUCAAGC
Molecule: messenger RNA, 2370 nt
Organism: Pseudocercospora fijiensis CIRAD86
Lineage: Eukaryota; Fungi; Ascomycota; Dothideomycetes; Mycosphaerellales; Mycosphaerellaceae
Exons: 3
Coding region: 354-2222 (622 amino acids)
Biological process (GO): DNA-templated transcription
Molecular function (GO): DNA binding; zinc ion binding
Source: RefSeq, a predicted model, not a curated record